CUCAACGCCUACUACUUUGCUUUCGUCGUGGCGUAAAUUUGAAACGUCCCAUUUUACGUUCCCUUUUCAUGUGCCUUUCUUUCUUUUCUGCAUAACUACAUAAUCAUGGCUGCUCGCAUUCAACGUAGUCUCGUGCUCGCUCCAACCAUAAUUCAGCAAGGUCCAUUAAUUGCGGCUAUGCGGAGGAUGGGCGUGGACUUCGGAACUUGCAAGCCGUUCCCACGACUUGAAGGGAGCGCCAUCACCCUGGAUCGCUUGAACAAUGCCCUUCCGCCAUCUACACGACUUGGGAUCGUCGUCUAUGAUGAUAUCCAAACGGCUACCAUCCUCUAUCGAAAUACUCAGCAUGGCGGCCCUGGUAGCGUUGGAAAAUGGUCGGCCUACAAGGUUGCAGACAACGGCCUUGUAUCUGUCGAUGUUGCUUCAGCACUCCUGCCGGAACGCUUCUUCAGCCAAGUUGUUGUGACCAUGAAAACCGCCGCCGGUGACAGCGUCGAUCCGGCAUCCGUGGAGGAGAUGCUGGCUCGCUUGGCCAAUCGCUUGCCUUCCAGGUGCCAUGUUCAGCCUGGAUGGGCGCACCAACCUUGUCUGGAACUCCAGCUUGCGCUUGCCCGAGCAAGCCAAGACGUUUGUGUACGCUCGCAUUGACGACCUGGGUCGGCAGGCGUUCUACGUUGCCGGCACUUCCCUGUUCGGUGACGUCCGCGUGCUGUCCGUCCCCCAAGAGGACAUCGAACCCCUUGUCAGCAUCAGACGUGGCGGUGGCUUCACGCGGUGGCUUCCCGGCCUCGCUAUUGUUGACACAUCCGCAAGUACCGCAGUCAUGCCCCACGUUGCUGACGUCGCCAACCUCGCCAGCGCUGUAUCGCAGUCCCGCCACGCUUUCGUGCCUACCAUUAACGUCCGGUAUCGCGUAAUGCCAAACGCCGAUACCUACUACCGAAUGGUCUGUGAACGGGUAUCUUCUGAACCGACCAAGUCGCUACCGCGGGGCAUUCCCGUUCCUUCUAUGGAUCCGCAAACCAGGCGAGACUACCCGCCGGCGGCACAACCUGAACCGCACAGAACGACGCUUGCUGAAAGGCCCACACGAGACCAACUGGAAGCAACCGUCCCUCUGCUGCACCUCACGCAGCCGCUUCUCAACAACAUAAUAACGUCUGCUCGUGAGGCAAUCGUCGAGAACGACGCACGGCAGGCCACCAUCUUCGACGCUCGGUCUCGCAAGGAGUGGAGCGCAUUGUGCGCCGCCCGCAGACGGCCAUUGCCGCCUGUCCUUGCGACCGUGCGAUACAACGGUCGCCAGCUUCCUGAUGUCCUCUUACCGAUGAACGCCCUGGGCGUUGCGCUAUCCAUGACAACAUCCGCCGGCAGACGCGUUUGCUGGUCCCAGGACGAGAUAGCGGGUUGGAGCCCUGGCGGUGCGCACGUUGACGCCUGGCUAGGCGGCUGCUUGGAGCCGGGUAUGAUUCUCGAAACGCUGUGCUUCCCCAGCUCCUCGCCGACCAUGCCGUUGAGCCUCGGCUGGACUGGAACUGCUUAUGGACCAGCGCCAAGCCGCCCGACACGUCGCAACUACAACUCACUGACACGCCACCGCCGCCUGGCUGGAACGGUCGAGGCUAUCCGUCCGAGGCACCCGGUGCUUGGUAUCCGUAGAGUUACAAGUGCCACUCGAUUGUCUCGCAUAAUUUGGCACGUCGCUUUGGUUGGUUCACGUGAUUGGUUGGUGCACGUUGGUAUGCCGUCGGGGAUAUGCCGUAUGGAGGUAGGCGCGAAAAGGGUAGAGAAGAAAAAUGCUAGGAGAGAGAACAACGGACGCAGGAGGAGUGGAGACAAAUAGAAGAGGGCCGGGAAAUAAGGAAAGGAAACACCUGCAAAUGGAAGAGCAUGGUUUGGGAGGGGGGGCUACAAGUUGGUUCAUGCUAUUCAGGGCGAGCAGGGUGUCAUACCCAUGCCGUAAAAUAUGGAAGACUGAACGCCUCUUGGCAACAUGCCGUUUUCGAAAGGCCUCUUGGCAACAAAUAGUGAACGGCAGCGUAUACUGUACGGAUGUGUGUCAUGUUUUUUUGAGAUGGCGCCUGACAUGCAUGAAUGAUGCUUUGAACGGUUAACCGCCUGCAUUUCUACGCCAUCCGGUCCAAUGCAUACGCUAUCUGCACAUUUCUUAUAUAGUAACCAUCGAACUGCGAGUGGCUCAUUUGAUCGAUUAUGGUUCAGUUGACAAUACUGCGCGAGGGAGGUGAAGAGGGCCGUCCAAAACCGCGCCCUAACCCAUGCCGUACAGUACACCCAUGUGAGACGAUGCUACUCAGAUGCCGCCAGAGCGAUCUUAGCGAUCGUUCGAAUAACGAAGGAGCGGCACGGGGCAUGGGGAACUUGAAGGGAGGUGGGAGCCCAUUCAUUUGGUCAGUCGCAACAGCGUAGUGUCCGAGGCUCAUUGUUCUCAUGUCGGACGCCUUGGCUUCAGUUUGCACUGCCGGUGCAUAUUGCUUGUCACUGCAAUUAACACAACGGGUAACAACAUACCACUUACAGCAUAACCAACACCAUUACACGGUACUAACAAUCAAAAAUUCAUACUUUCGCUAUACUUCUACAUUGUCU
Molecule: messenger RNA, 2607 nt
Organism: Astrephomene gubernaculifera
Lineage: Eukaryota; Viridiplantae; Chlorophyta; Chlorophyceae; Chlamydomonadales; Astrephomenaceae
Source: the annotation of a GenBank genome assembly